Molecule: messenger RNA, 303 nt
Organism: Vigna unguiculata (cowpea)
Lineage: Eukaryota; Viridiplantae; Streptophyta; Magnoliopsida; Fabales; Fabaceae
Source: RefSeq, a predicted model, not a curated record
AUGAAGCAAACCUUCAAAGCACUUCUAUCAUCUGCAUCUUCAACCUAUCAGCUUGCAUCCUUAGGAGAACUACUAUAUCAGUGCCACUACAACUAUAGUGCUUGUGGACUUGGCUCUGAUGGAACAGAUAGGCUUGUACAUUUAGUGCAAGAGUUGCAGCACAGUGCUGAAUCUAAAUAUGAAGGUGGAACUUUAUAUGGAGCCAAGAUAACUGGUGGUGGUUCAAGCGGAACAGUUUGUGUAAUUGGUAGAAAUUGUCUCAAGAGCAGUGAACACAUUUUUAAGCUAUUCAUUUCAUUAUGA